Monosiga brevicollis MX1 is the source of this 858-nucleotide messenger RNA. RefSeq lists its product as uncharacterized. Bases 1 to 858 code for a protein of 285 amino acids. Gene Ontology annotation, biological process: protein phosphorylation. The record is from RefSeq and is a predicted model, not a curated record. The transcript has 5 exons. Lineage: Eukaryota; Choanoflagellata; Craspedida; Salpingoecidae. Gene Ontology annotation, molecular function: protein kinase activity; ATP binding.
AUGACGACGCCAAAGCUGCCGGCUCGCCUCCGGCAUUACCACCUCGAUGCGGUGGCUGGAACAGGAGCCUUUGCUAGUGUAUACCGAGCCACCAACACCAAUCCCGGUGCAGAUCAGACCCCAGUCGCCAUCAAAUUGAUUCGCAAGCACGACUUGCGCUCCCAAGAUUUACAGGAUCGAGUGCAGCAGGAGGUGGGCAUCCAUACUCGGCUCCGCCACGAGCACAUCGUCCGUCUGAUAGACUUUGGCGAGGACGACGAUCACAUUGCCCUCGUUCUUGAAUACGCUGGUGGAGGCAGCCUAACGCAUUAUCUCCAAAACCUGAAACGACCCCUCACCGAGCCCGAGGGCCGUCUAUUUAUUGUUCAGCUACUCGAUGCGCUCGAGUACCUCCACCGUCAUGGUAUAGCCCACCGUGAUUUGUCGCCAUCCAACAUCCUCCUCACAACCGAUUUGCAAGUCAAACUAGCAGACUUUGGCAUGGCCAAAGUCGUGGGUGGUGCUGCUUACCCCGACCUUAACUUGACCUUGUGUGGCACGCCCUCGUUCCUGGCCCCGGAGAUGAUCCAGAAGCGUCACCAUGGCCUGAGCACGGACGUUUUUUCCCUUGGCGCCGUGGCCUUUUUCCUUCUGACUGGCUCAGCGCCCUUUGACGUUCAAGCACAUAAUGCCCUCAAGGCCACCCUGGCCAAGGUCGCCCAGGUGGAGUACACCAUGCCUGGCUCCUUGAGCUCUAGUGCGCAAGACUUUAUACGGCAAUGUCUUCAAGCGGUUUGUCGUAUUUUUGGCAGCCUCGAGCAUGACGACCUUUUUCUACAUUGUCCAGGUCACCGUUUUGGUUGUGGUGCAAUUGCCUAG